Messenger RNA from Manihot esculenta (cassava), 605 nucleotides. Its product is annotated as late embryogenesis abundant protein 6. Lineage: Eukaryota; Viridiplantae; Streptophyta; Magnoliopsida; Malpighiales; Euphorbiaceae. Gene Ontology annotation, biological process: embryo development ending in seed dormancy. The transcript is spliced from 2 exons. The record is from RefSeq and is a predicted model, not a curated record. Bases 30 to 395 code for a protein of 121 amino acids.
CGUCACCAUUGCAUUCACAGCAACCAAAGAUGCAUACAGCUAAGGCAAAAAUCAGUAAUAUUGCCAGCGCUGCUAGAGAGCACAUGACCAUCUGCAGAGCUAAAGUUGAAGAGAAGGUGGAGAAAGCAACAGCGAGGACGCAUGAAGAGAAAGAGAUGGCCAAGGAACGUAGAAAGGCAAAAGAAGCUCAGGCUAAGAUGGAGUUGCAUCAGGCUAAAGCCAAACAUGCUGCUGAGAAAUCAACUGCCAAGCGAACGCAUCAUCAUGUUCCCGGUGUCGGAGCUGACCAUCACCUCCACCAACCUCGACCUACGGUUGGCGGUUAUCCGAACCAGCCUGUAGGAGCCACCGUUCCGGCUUACCCUGUAGGAGGGCAUCCUCCGGUAUACAAUUAGAAUAGGAAUUGUGGCCAUCUGUAUUUGUAUGUGUACCUCAUUUUAAUAGUAAGAAUCUCCCAUAUUCAUAAUCCAUUGCCACACACUAGAUGCAAAUAGAACAUUUUUAUUGUUAUUUUUUCCCACCAUCUCCAUCAUUUUGAAUUUACGGAACUUUCUCGUCACCUUACUUUUUUUAUAAAAAAAGCAAAAAAAAGCUUCAAACCUCUA